AUGUACUUCUCUCUCCCUUUUCCCCCGAAUCCGAAUUUCGCCCCUGUGAUUCACGACAUCUUCGAACCUGCAACUGGAACAUGGCAGUAUCUUAUCGCCGAUCCGUCAUCAUCAGCAGCUGUCAUCAUCGACCCAGUUUUGAACUACGAUCCUGCUACUCAGUCCGUGACUACUGAAUCGGCCGACUACUUGCUCUCUUUUAUCAAGGAAAAGGGCUACAAGAUCGACAAGAUUCUCGAGACACACGCCCAUGCAGAUCAUUUGACAGCAGCAUCUUACCUUAAGAAACGUCUUGCCGAGCAUCAAGAUCAUACGCCGCCCAUCUGCAUUGGCAAGCGUAUUGAAAAAGUGCAAAAGUUAUUCGCCGAAAGAUACUGUGUUCCACCAAAGGAAUAUGAAGGUGUUUUCGACAAGCUUUUUGACGACGAUGAGACCUUUACUAUUGGGAACCUGAAAGGAACCGCUAUUCAUCUACCCGGGCACACCCCGGAUCAUCUUGGUUACAUGAUUGGAGACAAUCUAUUCUGCGGCGAUUCUCUCUUCCACGUGGACAUUGGCACUGCACGCUGUGACUUUCCCGGUGGCGAUGCUAACGACCUCUACCAAUCUGGUCGAAAGCUAUUGAGCUUCCCUGACCACUUCAAGAUCUGGACGGGUCAUGAUUACCCUCCGGACGGACGCAGUGGCCCCAUGCCUUGGGUUAGCGUCGCGGAUCACAAGAAACUAAAUAAACAUCUGAAAGAAACUAUCACCAAAGAAGAGUUCGUGACUUUGCGGAAGGAACGGGAUGCAUUAUUGGCUGCACCUAAGUUGCUCCAUCAAUCUUUGCAGGUUAAUAUUCGAGCUGGACACCUUCCUGAGCCGACGAAGUUCGGUCAUCGGUUGCUUCAUGUUCCAUUGAAGCUCACUGGGGAAGGAUGGUAA
Messenger RNA from Penicillium griseofulvum, 924 nucleotides. RefSeq names its product MBL fold metallo-hydrolase. Gene Ontology annotation, biological process: hydrogen sulfide metabolic process; glutathione metabolic process. Bases 1 to 924 code for a protein of 307 amino acids. The record is from RefSeq and is a predicted model, not a curated record. Gene Ontology annotation, molecular function: sulfur dioxygenase activity. Lineage: Eukaryota; Fungi; Ascomycota; Eurotiomycetes; Eurotiales; Aspergillaceae. The transcript has 3 exons.